AUGAUAACGUCUAAUGGGAGAGAUGGCUCAAAGAUGAUUCUGUACGACUCUUUGCACACAACUGAAGCAGAAAAUCUCAAGGAAGCAUGCAUGAAUGUAAUAGAGAAAAAAGAGUCUGAAAGCGGAAUGAGCUUGUCGUGUAUUUUUGAGCAAUUCAGGCAGAUAUGCUGCUGCAUGGACAGUUUUGAAAUGGACAUGGCUGUAAAUGAAUCUCUGCUUUCGUUAAUGCAGCAUUUGGAAAGGAAUGCAUCAGGCGUAGAAGGACUGUUCAUCAACACUCGGUCCUCAGAAAGCAUGAACAGCUGUGUGAGUCUGCUUGAGUUUAACGAGAAGAUAGAUUAUGAAAAGAUUGAUGUGCUUGACUUAGCGAUGGCAUUCAGGGUAUAUGUUGAAAAGAACCUAAAAGCAAUUAUUCCAGUAAAAGUACGGCAAAGUGUAAUAGAGGCAUACAAAAGCAACGAUGAAGAAAGGAAAAAGGUGAUUAUAUCGAGGAUUCCAUUUGUAUUAAAUGAUUCGCACAGGAUAUUCCUGAAGUCGCUGAAGAGAGUGUUCCAGUCGAUGCAGGAUGGCGUUGAAGAUGUGCAGCGCAAGAUGGAUGAAGUGUAUGAAGUAUUUGGUCCACUGGUUGUUAGAAAGUCUGAAGACAUGUUCGAUACAAGUACUUCUGUACUGAAGCAGAUUUUGGUUGAUUUGAUGAAUGCAAAUUUUGACGAACUUCCGAAGUCAUUUUUUAGCGCAGCAAACGGAAUCCAGAAUGGAAGUUAG
Messenger RNA from Ordospora colligata OC4, 765 nucleotides. RefSeq lists its product as uncharacterized. The coding region runs from base 1 to 765 and encodes 254 amino acids. Lineage: Eukaryota; Fungi; Microsporidia; Ordosporidae. Gene Ontology annotation, biological process: signal transduction. The transcript has a single exon. The record is from RefSeq and is a predicted model, not a curated record.